Messenger RNA from Fusarium subglutinans, 969 nucleotides. Its product is annotated as UDP-glucuronic acid decarboxylase 1. Gene Ontology annotation, cellular component: cytoplasm. The transcript has 4 exons. Gene Ontology annotation, molecular function: NAD+ binding; UDP-glucuronate decarboxylase activity. Gene Ontology annotation, biological process: D-xylose metabolic process. Bases 1 to 969 code for a protein of 322 amino acids. The record is from RefSeq and is a predicted model, not a curated record. NCBI's taxonomy places the organism in Eukaryota, Fungi, Ascomycota, Sordariomycetes, Hypocreales, Nectriaceae.
AUGGUCAUCAUCGUCACCGGGGGUGCCGGGUUCCUCGGCUGCAAUUUAAUCCAGCUGCUUCUCGAAAAGAACCACGAAGUCGUCGUGAUUGAUUCACUAUGGACUGGAUCUCAAAGCACCCUCGAUAAUUUCCGAUCGGACAAGCGAGUGCGAUAUAUUCACGCUGAUGUACGAGAUCCGUUGCCGUGGAUAGACAACGUCGAGCAAAUCUAUCAUCUCGCGUGCCCUGCGAGUCCCGUGCAUUUUGAGACUCAACCGAUCGAUAUCUUGCAAACUUGCUUCAAUGGCGCAUCGAAUGUCUUGGACUAUGCAGUGAAACAUAACGCUCGAGUGCUACUCGCCAGCACAUCAGAAGUCUACGGCGACUCACAAAUUGCCUGCCAACGUGAAGAUUAUCGAGGCAACGUCAACUGCUUCGGCCCACGCGCCUGCUACGACGAAGGUAAGAGAGUCAUGGAAGCGCUUGGGUACGCCUAUCAAGCCGAACACGGUCUGGAGGUCCGCAUUGCACGAAUCUUCAACGCCUACGGCCCAUUCAUGGAGCCAGAAGACGGCCGAGCAGUCCCCAACUUUAUCAUGGCAGCUCUGAAGAGAGAACCAAUUACGAUAUUUGGCGACGGACACGCAACACGAUGCUUUCAACACGCCAACGACUGUGUUCGUGGUUUAGAGGCUCUCAUGAACAGUGAUUAUCAUGGACCAGUCAAUAUCGGCAGUGAUCUGGAGAUGGAGAUUAGUGAGAUUGCGGAUAUAAUAUCUCGCGUUGUGGCGGAGAAAACAGGAUAUGAGGAUCCUGUUGCUGUUCAGUUGUUGCCCAAGAGGGAGGAUGAUCCUAUUAGGCGGAAGCCAGAUACGAGUCUUGCUGAGAAGGUUUUGGGCUGGAAACCUAGGGUUUCGUUGGAGGAGGGAGUAGCUUUGACGGUUGACUGGUUUAUUCAAAGAGAGAAUGGCAUUUCGAGCAGGCUCUAG